GGUGGCGGCGCCGCCGCCGGCGUACCCGGCACACCUUCCGCACCGCCGCCCGGCGUACAGUGGUGGUAUUCAGGCGGAGUCAUGGACGCUGCCGCACAGAACAACCUGCACCAGCAGUUGCAGGGCCAGCAGCAACAACAGCAGCCGCAGCAGCAACAUCUCUCGCCCAUUACCACGCAAACGUCCACGCCCCCCGUUAUGUCCCCGCACCCAAUACAGCAGAUACCGCAAAAUAAUCUUCAACAAAAUAACGCUCAGAGUCUGCAGCGGGACAAUAUGCCGAGAGGAAAAGAUUCGAAGCCAAGAGGACGGAUGACAGCGUACGCGUUCUUCGUCCAGACAUGUCGCCAGGAGCAUAAAAAGAAGCAUCCCGAGGAAAAGAUCGUCUUUCGAGAAUUCUCCAAAAAGUGUGCAAUGAGGUGGAAGACUAUGUCGGACAUCGAGAAGAAACGUUUCCAUGAAAUGGCAGAGAAAGAUAAGAAGAGAUACGACACGGAGAUGCAGAACUAUACGCCACCUAAGGGAGAAAAUAAGGGCAGGGGCAAGAAACGUAAACACAUCAAGGAUCACAAUGCUCCCAAGAGAUCGCUGUCUGCUUUCUUCUGGUUCUGCAAUGACGAACGUGGUAAGGUCAAAAUGCUGAAUCCUGAAUACGGUGUAGGUGAUAUAGCUAAGGAAUUAGGCAAGAAAUGGUCGGACGCAGAUCCCGAAACCAAAUCCAAAUACGAGGCUAUGGCAGAAAAGGAUAAGGCUCGAUAUGAAAGGGAAAUGACCGCGUACAAAAAGAAAAUGCAAAAUGACGGAGCCCCGAUGGUAGGAGGUGCACAAGCGAACCAAACUACAAUAAAAAGUGACAGCGAAGAAGAAUGGAAGGAAGACGACGAAUAGCGGAUGCACGUCGAAAUUUCUUCAUCUAUCACCCCGUGUCCUUCAUCCUGAAAGCAUACCUCACCUACUGUACGUACCAUUGACCUUAGCGUGAGCGUACUUACACCACCAUCACUAGGAGAACAAAGCAACUAACCACCAAGCAACCUACCAAUCAACCAAGCUCUUCAACAAUCCCCACCAACCUCCUAAUUCUUUCCCCGAUUAUUUACGAUAAUGAUAAAGUAAUCCGCGCUAAUUAUGGUAAUUAUUUUAAAAGGAAAAACUGGUAUGCAUGAGUGGUGCGCGAGCAUGAGCGAGCGAGGAUCAUUGUGUGAGUGAACAUUUGUACUUUAACAUAUUGAUAGUAACGAUGAUGUAAAGCGGCUAGUAGGAUAGCAGAAGAUAAUGAAAGAAAAAAGAAAUCAGAACCAUGAAUUAAAAGCAAAAACGGAAGAAAUAGGACAAGGCCCAUACUUUCUCUAUCCGGAUGGAAGGCGCAGGGGCUCAAUCAUUGUUGACUUUUUGCUCCGUCGACGCUAUAAUUAUGAGCUACGUAGCUUAGUUUACUAAUGACGAAACGCGAUAAUGACGGCCCCGUUAGCACGAGGAUCGGAGAUGUAAUUCUUUUUACGUGUUCUUUUGGAUUUUUUUCCGAUAUGCAAAAUCAUGCUUUUUCGAUUGUCUUUUUCACGCAUUGCCAUUGACACGGGAGAGAUCACUGUUUUAGAUCUUCGUUCUUGAGAGGGGCAAGUCUUAUUGUGCGUCGUUGCAAAAUUAAUAUACUAUACUUUUGGGGAUCUUCCUUUUAGUUCAGUUCAAUUCCAGUUCAGUUCAAUUCUGUUCACUUGUUGCCAGCGUCGUUAUGGCAUGAACACGUAUACACACACACACACACAA
Messenger RNA from Mycetomoellerius zeteki, 1767 nucleotides. Its product is annotated as high mobility group protein DSP1. Lineage: Eukaryota; Metazoa; Arthropoda; Insecta; Hymenoptera; Formicidae. The transcript has 5 exons. Bases 82 to 888 code for a protein of 268 amino acids. The record is from RefSeq and is a predicted model, not a curated record.